Molecule: messenger RNA, 4098 nt
Organism: Rhinocladiella mackenziei CBS 650.93
Lineage: Eukaryota; Fungi; Ascomycota; Eurotiomycetes; Chaetothyriales; Herpotrichiellaceae
Exons: 3
Coding region: 1-4098 (1365 amino acids)
Biological process (GO): DNA repair; telomere maintenance
Molecular function (GO): DNA helicase activity
Source: RefSeq, a predicted model, not a curated record
AUGAGCACCCCUUCAGAAUCAGGCACGGGGUACACCGGGACAGGCUCUCAAGCUGCCCAGGUAAACCCCGUUACACCGGAAAAAGAGCCAAUAGUUUUAAGUAACAGUGAGAUGUGGGAGCUAUACCAGUGGCUAACGAAAAAUCACCCGAAAGAGUGGAAAGAAGAGUUGCAACAUACGAGUAUAACCGAAUUAUGCAGGUGGCUGGAGAAAAAAAAUCCGAAAGAGUACGAAAAGCUACUCCCGAGUCUAGCAAAGAAGGCCAUGACUAAGACAGACAUCAACAAUCCCGCCUUCCACGUACUGACCUCCCCUCAGAAAAGGGCUAUCUUCCAUGCCUUGCAAAAAGAUUGGAACAAUGCCUAUUUUCCGCACUCCCUAGUUGCGCUACGGGACCUCAUUCGGCGAUACCAGCUACUCGAUGUGAGCAAGUACUACGCAAAGACCUUGGUAUUCGUUCAGAGCAGCGGUACGGGUAAAUCAAGAUUAGCGGAUGCUUUCGGCCAACUCUGUCCCAUGAUCAACUUCAUUCUUCGUGAGCCUGGAACUUCCGGCUUUCCACCUCCUGAUAAAGAGAUACUGUCAUUUCUGCGCGAGAAGCGGCCAGACAACAUCCCCGAGCCCGCCAGCCUGCAGGGGACCUCUGGUGAUUCUCUGGAGAGGAGAGCGAUCGUAGCGUGGAAUCACACCCUCGCUGCAGCGUUGCUCCAAGCCAGUUUCGAGAUAUUCAAUAUCUGGGUGGAGAGCAAGCCCUUUAGCGAGAUGACUCUAGAAAAGCUUGCAGGUGACAGGCACGCAGAGAUGGCACCGCUUGCACUAGCUACCGAUGCUAACGACACUCAGAACCAACGCUCCAAGAUGCGCAUCGAGUUUUGCGAAUCGGUAGCUAAGAGAGCUCGGGCUAUCGCCAACGAUUUGAUUUUCAGUCCGGCCUGGGUCGAGAAGUUCGACGAUGACCGCUCCUCAAGCAUUCGUCGUCAAUUCGAAAUGGCGUGGACAGAACCCCUCGAUCCCUUAACCGGCCUCCUCAAUGCUGCCGAAAACCUGAUCAAAAAUAUUCAGCAGUGCCGGAACGUAAGUGACACUAACUCACUCUUGGUCAUCGUGUUCGACGAGGCGUCAAGUUUGAUAGAAAAGGGGUUCUCUGGUGAACCACGCACCGGACUCUAUGUGGCGCUUAAUCGAGUCAUCAGUUGCCUGAAGAAGUUUCGUAUGUGGUCCUUCUUCCUCUCAACAGAAUCUCUCAUCGGACACCUUGUCCCGCCGAACAAUAUCAUCCGAACUGGCGAUUACUCUCGCGACCGUUCCGCUCGUGUCAGUUUUACACAGCCCGCCGAACUGAUGCGCUUUCCCCCAUUUGUGAGUCUCCAGCUCGACAUCGAGGACCGACGAAGGAUGCAGAAUCCAAUACUGAGGAAAGAGGAGCUCGUCAAGUCGUUAAAGAGGUUUGCGGACCUCGAGCACAUGGCUCUAUUCGGUAGGCCUCUCUGGUACGCAUAUAUAUGUCAGAAACAGAAUAUGAUCGACGUGGCCAAAUUGAAGCUUCUAGGCGGCCAGCAACGAUCAGAGUACAAUGAUCUCGACCCGAACCACGUCUUUGCUGCGCUGUCCUUUCGUCUCUCUUUGGAUGUCUGCCGGCAGAACCCCGCCACUCUCUCCUUCACAAGGGAGGCGGUGAAUUCUUUUAUGAGAGUGGUCAUAUCUAUGGACCACGAGACGGGAAUGAUGGACACAACGACGCCAUCCGAGCCAGUGUUAGCAAAGGCAGCAAUGGAGCAUCUCUGCAUCGAAGGCCGCUGGUCGUUGAGCAUUUCCACGCUCUGUAUGGUGCUUCUUGAGAAAGGAUUGAUCGAAAAGGGGCGCAAAGGAGAACUCUAUGCUCGAUUAGUGUUGAUCCUUGCACACGACUGGGUUCGGUGGGCUCGUGAGCCAGUAUUUCCACCAACCUUUACGGUGUGCGACUUUCUCAUGGCAUUAUAUGCUAAAGAUCAUCACGGUUCAAUUCGAGAGAUACCUAAGCGGACACUGGAAGCCAGAAUGAACUUCACUCAUUUUCUAUCAACUGAUACACAACUUACCCCCGAGGACAUUCCUGCAUUAUGUCGGGACCUGUUACGCCGGAGCGCUGCGAUGCAGCUAUGUUGGAACCAGGAAACAUACGAUAUACUGAUUCCGGUGUACUAUGGCACGGAGGAUGAGACGUUCGACCCUUCGAAUUGCGGAGUCAUCGUAGUACAGGUAAAGAACAAAGAGAAUGCCACAACACCUCGAGAGAUCUUCGAGGAGGAGUUUAUCAAUGACAGCCCGAAGACGUCGAAUUCGGGCAAAUCGAAGGAGAAGAGUUCUGAUCGCAAGCCGAUGAAAUUUGUGUUCACUCAGAUGGCGAACCCGAUCCUGUUCCUCCUCUUUGAUCUAGGGGUGGUCAGAAGCAGUGCGGCUUACGCUCCACUUGUUCAAGUGAUGCACAGCGCAAAUGGAAAGCAACCUGAUUUGUGGGCUAUCCAUUCGCGAGGACACGGCCAUACCAUCUUUGGCUGCCUAGAGCACUUCAAGGCUACAGAUUCGAGCGAGCGGUUCUUUGCUGCGAUACAAACGGGGAACACUCUGGCCGAUCGACUCUCUCAGAGAAAUAGAGUGUUCUCUGAAAUUAAUGAAAACUUCAGAUAUGAGAGUGAAGCUAGAAUGCAGGAAGUGGAAGCAGAGCUUACCGGAUCGAAGAGAAAGGAAAGAACGGGAUUGGUCCGCACAGGAGGUCUCCCAUCUCCUUCUCCAGAUUCCGGUUCAGCAUUCGUCGCGGGGAGUCGUCAGCCUCGAUUGCCGGCCGAAGAAGUACAAGACGACCUGAUUGUCUUGGAGUCGGGGGACAUUUCGGCCAGGCGAUCGGUCCUACGAAGGUAUCGAGAUCGUCUGACCGAUACGAGAAACGGGAACGCCGCCCUUCGGGACCUCAGUCUUUUGAGCUGCCUCCAGUUCUGGGAUUGGCUAAAGUGGAAGAUCCGGCCGCGGGCGAGUUCACGGGUCAUCAACUACUACCCCAGGUAUCCGAACGAUCCGAAAUCUCAGAGUUAUUCGGACCAUUGCCGCGUCAAACUGAUGCUCCAUCAUCCAUUUACGGACUGGUCCGAUCUCCUCUCCGUCGAGAACGAGAGCUACGGAUCAUAUAUCGACGCAUUUCGGGCCUGUCGACGUUUACAUACACACCCGCCAGACUUCUACGAUGACCCGGAAGGAGAAGGCUCGGAUUCGGACUCGAGUUCGGACGAUGAGGAUCCCCCGGAGGAGGCCGCAAAUGAACAUCCCCUGGCUGACUUCGAGGUUUUGGCGCGCCGGCGGCCGGGAGCCGAUUUGCCCACCCGUGGGGACUUGCUGGACGGUUUAGGGAGCCGGGAAAUCGACCGUGCGUAUGACUGGUCGACGCAUAUCGGGCGGUAUGGUGACCUACGUCCAGAUGUCUGGGAGCAAAUCAAGGCCGAAAAUCCGAUUGAGUUGGUGGUGGAUGUGAAUUCCUCACCCGAACCAUUGAAUCGGGAGCAGAGAAAGCUCUAUGACAUGAUCGUCACCCACUACACGAAUGAGAUCAGCCUCACGAGACACUCCGCGCCACCACAACUCCUUCUGAACGUGGAUGGGGAGGCCGGGACCGGAAAGACGUUUACCCUACUGAAAGCAUGCGCCAGGAUCCAGGAGAUCGCGACAGCCGCCGGAAAGGGCAACCCUGUUUUUCGGGCAGCCCCGACAGGCAUUGCAGCAUUCAAUAUCGUGGGCAAGACCCUGCAUAGUCUCUUACGGCUCCCGGUCAAGAUGACAACGUCGGAUCUAUCGGUGGCAACGCUACAGUUGCUCCAGGCGUCCUUUGCGAGCUGUCGGUUCCUGAUUAUCGAUGAGAAGUCGAUGAUUGAUCUCAAGACGCUCUGCCCCAUGCAUCGAUAUUUGCUAGAUAUAUCGCGGAUGUCGUUGUCGGCUUUCCUAAUUGGGUAUACCGUCGUCUACUUCAUGAGCCAUGAAUCGUACGGCACAGGACACCGUGAUCAACAUCGUCUACACACGGUCCAUAGACUGGAUCCGAUGGAGGAUAUCGUAUGGCAUAGGACACCGUGA